AUGAGGCGUGUUGUGAUCGUGGGAGCUGGGCCUUGCGGCCUGGUGGCAUUGAAGGAAAUGCUUGAACACGGUCACAAUGUCAUGAUUUGUGAACAAGAGGACAGACUAGGUGGUGUCUUCGCCAGCGCUGUGGCUUACCCGAAUCUUCACCUAACAAUCACAAACUGGGCAAUGGCAUUUUCUGACUUCCCUGAUCCUUUGAGGCUGCGGUAUUCAACCGCGGAAGAAUAUCUUCAAUAUUUGCAAGCCUACACAGACCACUUCAACCUUGAACCUCACAUUCAAUACCGUACAAAAGUCACAGCAGCAAAGUUGAGUUCCAAAGGCUCAUGGUCUCUGCAUGUACGGCGAACACUCGGUGAAGAGGUGUCCGAAGGCAACAUGGAGGCAGAUGCACUCAUCGUGGCGACAGGUGCGAGUCAGUAUCCGAAAGCGAUACCUCGUGAACUCGCCGGAUAUAAUGGUCGGAUAAUUCACUCCUCCCAGUACGAUGAAACAUUCAAACGGGAUGUCGCAGACAAGUCGCUUAGAGUACUGGUCAUUGGGGGAGGAGAAAGUGGUGCCGAUAUUGCAGCUGAACUCGGUGACUUAUCGCCCAAUGUGAGUGUCUGGCUGCGGAGACCACUCUGUGUUGGGCCACGGUACCUCAACAAACGUGAUGAGUUGGAACAGAUUCAGAUGAACAAAACAACAGACUUUCCUGCGAAUGGGUUCCUUGAGGCGGCAACGACAUCGAGAAUGAGUGCAGGGCAGAAUGUGUUAGCAUACGGCAUUUUCCGAAGAAUAUUAUGGCAAACUCCCGUGCUGAACAACACUUUGUCGCGCAUGUGCUUGGAUAGCACUAAAUCGGCCUUUCUUCGUAAUGAUCAAGCAACCUAUGUUACCAAGAACCAGCGGAUGUGUGAAGCAUUACACAAUGGCAAUAUUCAAAUUCAACUCAGUCGCAACAUUUCCUCAACAGGGAGAUAUUGUACCUUCCACAGGCAGGAUGGCACAACGGAGACCCAACAAUUUGACGCAAUAGUGCUCUGUACUGGAUAUCGAGUAGAAUUCCCAUGGAUUCAGUUCUCAGAAGGGAUCUGUUUGUCAUCCAAUCCACGGUCAUGGUUUCUGCAUUGCUUUCCGCCCAACUUAGGUCAUUGCCUCUUUUUCGUUGGCUAUACAAGACCUCAUCAAGGUGGCAUUCCGGUGAUGGCCGAAAUGCUGAGCCGCUAUAUAGCGUUGCUGAUGACUGGAGCUCGAAGGCUUCCUGUCGAUUAUACGGCUCAAGCACAUAUCGACGCCAAAGCCGAGCGGGAAUAUUACCACUUGAGCCCUGAUCUCGACACGUUGGUCGACUACAAUGCCUUCUUGGAAAGUGUGGCUCGUCGAAUUGGUUGCGAGCCUCGAUUGCCUUUGCUCGCAACAGCUCUUUUCAACAUCCACAUGGCAACAGUGAUUCUGCUUGUCGCGCAAAUCCUCAUAUUUGACACGACUUGGUCGAGUGUGCUAUCCAGUGUUCUCUUGUGGGUAUUGUCAGUUAUUGGAUUCUUCAUACUCGACAAUGGAGUAUUGCUCAAAUGGUGGUUUUAUCCACAUUGGGCUGUGUGGUACCGGCAACGAGGCCCUGGUGCCAACCCCAAAUUGCUAAAGCAAAUGCUGGCGCGUGUUAAUUUGUGGAAAUCAACAGCAAUUACUCGUGGCUUCGUUCUCCUCGUCCUUUGGUCAGUGCCGGCAUACUAUGUACAACGGCUCACGACCAUCAUGCUUCUCGUCACGAAAGCAAUGUUGGCAACAUUUGGUAUUCAAGUUGAGCGGUAUUGGGGAGCCCAAUUGCUUCCAAAGCUCUACUCUUUGCAUGAUUGUCCAGCGCAUUUCUCGGACAUUUUCUUGCCGUGA
Molecule: messenger RNA, 1878 nt
Organism: Exophiala oligosperma
Lineage: Eukaryota; Fungi; Ascomycota; Eurotiomycetes; Chaetothyriales; Herpotrichiellaceae
Exons: 1
Coding region: 1-1878 (625 amino acids)
Molecular function (GO): NADP binding; flavin adenine dinucleotide binding; N,N-dimethylaniline monooxygenase activity
Source: RefSeq, a predicted model, not a curated record